Messenger RNA from Talaromyces proteolyticus, 504 nucleotides. Its product is annotated as putative ubiquitin conjugating enzyme. The transcript is spliced from 2 exons. Bases 1 to 504 code for a protein of 167 amino acids. NCBI's taxonomy places the organism in Eukaryota, Fungi, Ascomycota, Eurotiomycetes, Eurotiales, Trichocomaceae. Gene Ontology annotation, cellular component: cytosol; endoplasmic reticulum. The record is from RefSeq and is a predicted model, not a curated record.
AUGGGCUCGAACGUAGCUCAGAAACGUCUCUUUCACGAAUACAAAAACCUCUCUACCAACCCCCCCGAAGGCAUCACCGCCGGCCCGAUUUCCGAAGAUGACAUGUUCCACUGGGAAGCGUUAAUCCAGGGACCCGAGGGCACACCUUUCGAAGGCGGAAUCUUUGCGGCUGAGCUCAAAUUCCCCAAAGAUUAUCCGUUGAGUCCACCGACGAUGAAAUUCUUGGGAGGCGGGGUUUGGCAUCCGAAUGUGUAUCCGAAUGGUACCGUGUGUAUCUCGAUCCUUCAUCCCCCUGGCGACGAUCCCAAUCACUAUGAGCAUGCGUCGGAACGCUGGUCGCCGAUUCAGAGCGUGGAGAAGAUUCUGAUUUCGGUAAUGAGUAUGUUGGCGGAGCCGAACGAUGAGAGUCCUGCGAAUGUCGAAGCGGCAAAGAUGUGGCGUGAACGGAGAGGGGAAUAUGAAAACCGGGUUCGUGAGGAAGUCCGAAAGGGCUUGGGGCUGUAA